AGUACCUCCUUUACUCCUAUAAAUACAUAGAUUAAGCUCAUUUCUCUUCAGCAACAAGCUGCUUGUCGGCCUGCAACAUUUUUCCUCCAUCCCCACUUCCUCUUUCCGAUAAAACAUAAACAUCUUUCCUUUCUUGGCCGGUCGUUUCUGUCUACAUAUGGGGGGCCCUUCACCAUGUGCUUCAUGCAAGUUGUUGAGACGCCGCUGCGCCAAGGACUGCAUCUUUGCUCCUUACUUCCCUUCUGAUGACCCUCACAAGUUUGCCAUUGUUCACAAGGUUUUUGGUGCUAGCAAUGUCAGCAAAAUGUUGCAGGAGCUCCCAAUUCAUCAGAGGGGAGAUGCAGUGAGCAGUUUAGUUUAUGAAGCAAAUGCAAGAGUAAGAGACCCUGUUUACGGGUGUGCGGGGGCUAUUUCUUACCUACAGAAUGAAGUAUCAAAGUUGGAAAUGCAGCUUGCAGUGGCUCAAGCAGAGAUACUUUGCAUCCAGAUGCAGCAACAGCCAAAUUACUUACCAACAAACCAUAUAGACGUCCAAGCUGGCGAGAAGUCGCAUCUUUUAUCCGCCGACUUCAAUAACAAUAUGUCCCAAUACCUUGGCUUUCCUUCCUCUAGCAAUGUAAUUCAAGACCCUCUUAAGAGAGAGUCUCUUUGGACUUAAACUCCUGAUCCUCAUCAUCACCUUUUUAUGAAAUGCCAAACCCUUCCUUCAAUUCAUGUUUCUUUUGUCUUCUCUCUGAUCUCUCCCCGGUCUA
Messenger RNA from Juglans regia (Persian walnut), 752 nucleotides. RefSeq names its product LOB domain-containing protein 12-like. The record is from RefSeq and is a predicted model, not a curated record. NCBI's taxonomy places the organism in Eukaryota, Viridiplantae, Streptophyta, Magnoliopsida, Fagales, Juglandaceae. Bases 158 to 658 code for a protein of 166 amino acids. The transcript is spliced from 2 exons.